This is a messenger RNA of Trichomonas vaginalis G3, 585 nucleotides long. RefSeq names its product coiled-coil domain-containing protein 180 family. Lineage: Eukaryota; Parabasalia; Trichomonadida; Trichomonadidae. The transcript has a single exon. Bases 1 to 585 code for a protein of 194 amino acids. The record is from RefSeq and is a predicted model, not a curated record.
AUGAAAGAAUUAAGAACACAACGCGAUCAAAACGUCAAAGCAUUGAGUCCUAAAUUAUCCGAUUCAAACAACAUUUCCGAAUUAAAGAAAUUGUAUAAUUCAGAAGAAGAACGACGUAAGAAUGAAUUAACCGUUAUCCAAAACUACGAGAACUCUAUUAUCGAAACAGAGAAGAACGUAAUGAACAUGUUCACAUCACAUUUACCAUUAAUCACAUCUUCAUUGAUGUCAUUGUUUGAUAAAUUCCCAUUAUUAGAAGAUUUGAUUCCAGGUCCAGUUGCCAAUGAAGAACGCAGGACAUUGAAAUCAUUGAUUAAAGACAAAGAAAGGAAGUCCAUGCAAUUACCAGAUGACCAAGACAGACCAUUCCAUGUCCGGCAAUGGCCAACAUUACCUUUAACAAUGGAACCAUUGUCUUCUAUGACCAGUCAAACAGAAAGUCAAGAUCAACAAACGAAAGAGAAGAAUUCAGGAAGGAAAACAGUUAAGAAACCAAAGAAAUCAGAUGCAAUCAAGUCUGUUGAAUCCGCAAUGAUGCCUAUUAUUACAUCUAUUGACACAUCUAUAUCGCGGCGUUAUUGUUGA